Rotaria sp. Silwood2 is the source of this 1320-nucleotide messenger RNA. The record is from the annotation of a GenBank genome assembly. Lineage: Eukaryota; Metazoa; Rotifera; Eurotatoria; Philodinida; Philodinidae.
AUGAGCAGUGGUCAAAGUGAUUAUAUUCAGAAAGGAAUUAAGAGCGCUGAACAAGCUACAGCUGAAGAUAAAGCACAUAAUUAUGAAGCUGCUGCACAACAUUAUAUGACUGCAGCAGAUUGGCUUAUGCAAGCAAUGAAAUAUGGAGCAAUGAAUACUCAAAUGAAACAAACCAUACGACCUAAAAUAGAAAGUUAUGUAAAACGAGCAGAAGAAAUAAAAGAAAUUUUGAAGAAGGGCCCAUCUAAAAAGAAAGCUGUUGCUGAUGGUCCUAAUGGACGUGGAAAUUCGAAAGAUAACAAAGGAGAUGAUGACGAUAGCGGUGAUCCAGAUAGAAAACGUAUGAUGCAAAAAUUUGAAGGCGCUAUUGUGACUGAUCCGAAAGUAACAUUUGAUGAUGUAAUCGGGUUAGACCAAGCUAAAGAAGCAUUGAAAGAAGCUGUUAUUUUACCGGUGAAAUUUCCACAACUUUUUCAAGGAAAACGUAAACCAUGGGCUGGUAUUUUACUAUAUGGACCUCCUGGUACUGGUAAAUCUUACUUAGCUAAAGCUAUUGCUACUGAAUGUAAAAGUACAUUCAUUUCGGUGAGCUCAUCUGAUCUUCUUUCGAAAUGGUUGGGUGAAAGUGAAAAAGGUGUCAAAGGUCUAUUUGAACUUGCUCGUGACCGACAACCGUGUAUUGUAUUUAUUGAUGAAAUCGAUGCUUUAUGUGGACAACGUAAUGAUACUGAAUCUGAAUCAUCAAGACGUGUCAAAACUGAAUUUCUUGUUCAAAUGGAAGGUGUUGGAACAGAUAAUUCAGGUGUUCUUGUUCUUGCAGCCACUAAUAUUCCUUGGGCAUUGGAUACAGCUAUUCGACGACGUUUUGAAAAGAGAAUUUAUAUUCCACUACCUGGUGUAAAUGAACGAGCAGCUAUGUUUAAAAUACAUUUAGGUGUUAGUACUUACCAUAUGAUAAAAGACAAUGAAUGGAUGCAGUUGGCACAAAGAGCUGAACAUUAUUCUGGUGCUGAUAUUGCUGUUGUUUGUCGAGAAGCUUUACUAAGACCUAUUCGACGACUUGGUUCAGCAACUCAUUUCAAACGAAUGUCAAAUCCAAAACCUGAUGGUCCUCAAUAUCUUUGGCUUGUUUGUUCACCUGGAGACCCAGAUGCUCAAGAACUUACAUUAGAUAAAAUAAAAUCUAAUGAAUUAUGUGAACCCCCAGUCACCAUGUCGGAUAUGUUAGCUGCUCUUGUUACACAAAAACCAACAGUAGGUGAAUCUGAUCUAUUAUCACAAAAAAAGUUUACUCAAGAAUUUGGUCAAGAAGGUUCAUAG